AGACAAGCUCAGCUAGUUCCAAGCAUUAGAUACCCUUAUUUGCAAAGAUGGAGAACGGGAUGGAUGCUCUCCAUGACUCUGGAGUUCAGAUGAUCCAAUAUCUCCAGAUGAACUACAAGAGUUCCCAAGAUUGGUUCAUGUUUGUUUCAUUUGCCGCUGAUCUCAGAAAUACUUUUUUCAUCUUCUUUCCCAUCUGGUUCCAUCUCUGUGAGGCAGUGGGCAUUAAGCUUAUUUGGGUGGCUGUUAUCGGUGACUGGCUGAAUUUGGUCUUUAAAUGGAUUCUCUUUGGACAAAGGCCAUACUGGUGGGUCCAUGACACAGCUUACUAUGGAAACUCAUCUGCACCAGCUAUUGAACAGUUUCCUGUCACCUGUGAGACUGGUCCAGGAAGCCCUUCAGGUCAUGCCAUGGGCUCAGCUGGUAUUUACUAUGUUAUGGUCACAGCCAUUAUCACAUUAAUGCUGAAGAAGAAGCAAACCUCACUCACAAACCGGUGUGUGUGUGGAGCUCUCUGGGCUGGUUUCUGGGCUGUUCAAGUAUGUGUCUGCCUUUCUAGAAUCUUUCUUGCAGCUCAUUUUCCUCAUCAAGUGGUAGCUGGAGUUAUUUCAGGAAUAGUAGUUGCUGAAGCUUUUCAUCACACACAGUUGAUUUAUAAGGCGAGCCUGAAGAAAUACAUCUACACCACACUCUUCCUGUUCUCCUUUGCCCUGGGCUUCUACUUGCUUCUUAAAGCUGUAGGAGUUGAUCUCCUCUGGACCCUGGAAAAAGCCAAGAGAUGGUGUGCUCGACCGGAGUGGAUACACAUUGACACAACACCCUUUGCUGGUCUUUUAAGAAACCUUGGUAUUUUCCUUGGCCUUGGCCUGGCCCUUAACUCAAAGCUGUAUCAAGAAAGUUGCCGUGGAAAGAAGGGCAGUCAGUUUACUUUCCGCCUCUGCUGCAUUGUUGCCUCUUUGCUUGUUCUUCACCUUUUUGAUUCCUUCAAGCCACCAACCAAAGUGGAGAUGCUUUUCUAUGCCUUGUCCUUCUGUAAAAGUGCUGCUGUGCCUCUUGCCGCUGUAGGAAUUAUUCCUUAUUGUGUUUCUCAAGUUCUUCACCAACAGAACAAGAAAUCACUUUAGUUGGAAUUCUAAUAAUAUUCUUAAAGGACAUGAAUUUUUAUAUUUAGCCUACAUAGCAAGUCUUCUUAGUAGCUAUUGUUCCAAAUUUUCACACAAUCCUAAUUUAAGCAAAAGCAUCUCCUGGAUAUUGUGAGAGCAUUAUACAUAAAAUUCAGUCCACAGGAUGGCUUAAAUUAUCUUAUACCAAAAGUUCUGUGCUGUUGGAUUCAAAUUUUCUAAAGGAGCAGAAUGUCACAGUCUUUUGGAAACUUGGAGAAGGAACUUGGCAGAUGAACGAGGAGUCAGGACUAAGUUAGAUUGCACAAUACUGAAAUGUUCAAAUGUUGCUGUUGUUUAUGGUGCUUCUGAAGAGUGUGGGCACAUCCUGUUGGGAGCUGUUGAAAAGCCACAUUAGCCAUUUGACAGAGACUAUGAUUCACCUAUUGGCAACCAGAGUUAUUUGCAUUAUUCUGAAGGUACAAGGUGUGUCUGGGACACGGGUGAAAAAUUGGUGUUGCCUUGGAGUAGAAAAAAAAUAAUGGUUCCAUUGUUUUGGGAACCGAUACCAAGACUCUAGUUUUUAUUUAAAUGGUGAGGCAAAACUUUGAAUUCAAGCAUGAAAAGUUGUAAAGUCAUCAAUGAGAGGCUGGGAUUUAGUAAUAUUUUAGAUAUAUUUAACAUCUAUUUUUAUAUUUAUUCAUCCAUGUUACCAUUUUUUGGUUUUGUCUUUGCCAUAGAAAUUAUCCAUUUUAUCCCAAAAAUUUCAAGUUGUUGUUUUACUCAAAUUUUUUGAAAAUAGUUUCAUUCAAAUUUUUAAUAAAAUGUUUGAAAAGUUA
Messenger RNA from Xenopus tropicalis (tropical clawed frog), 1936 nucleotides. It is a transcript of the gene g6pc1, whose product is annotated as glucose-6-phosphatase, catalytic subunit 1, gene 1. Lineage: Eukaryota; Metazoa; Chordata; Amphibia; Anura; Pipidae. Gene Ontology annotation, molecular function: glucose-6-phosphatase activity. Bases 48 to 1121 code for a protein of 357 amino acids. The record is from RefSeq and is marked provisional. The transcript is spliced from 5 exons. Gene Ontology annotation, cellular component: endoplasmic reticulum membrane. Gene Ontology annotation, biological process: chemical homeostasis; gluconeogenesis.